Rhincodon typus (whale shark) is the source of this 1242-nucleotide messenger RNA. It is a transcript of the gene mis12, whose product is annotated as MIS12 kinetochore complex component. The record is from RefSeq and is a predicted model, not a curated record. Lineage: Eukaryota; Metazoa; Chordata; Chondrichthyes; Orectolobiformes; Rhincodontidae. The transcript is spliced from 2 exons. Gene Ontology annotation, cellular component: nucleus; chromosome, centromeric region. The coding region runs from base 117 to 803 and encodes 228 amino acids. Gene Ontology annotation, biological process: protein localization to kinetochore; kinetochore assembly; mitotic sister chromatid segregation.
ACCCAGGGGUCAGUGCAUGCGCAGUGAGGGAGGUGUUUGUUCGGCGGGUAAGCUCGAGACGGAGAAACAACAACAACCAUUCAGAGAAAAAAAAAUUCACUAGAACAGGUUUUAAAAUGGCAGACAGGUUGAUGACAUAUGAGACCCAAUUUUUUGGGUUCUCUCCCCAAACCUGUGUUCUGAGAGUGUCCAGUGGAAUCCAGGAUUCUCUCCUUGAUGUCAUGCUGGUUGUAGAACGAGUCAUUUUCAAGAAACUGAAGGAAAUGUCAGAUAGCAGUGUGACUCCAUCUCAGAUCCGUGCCUGUACGGAGAGCUUCCUUCAAAUAAUGAAAGAACGAUUUGAUGUGAUCUUUGAGAGGGUUGAGCAAGGGAUUCUGCAACACAUUUUCUACAUUCCUGAAAAUAUUCUGCUUCAUGAAGAUCACGUCCAGGAAAAGUACCCAUACACUGAGGAACAGUUCAAGGACUUACAGUCAGAAAUAGCUGAGCUCGAACACUGCUACAGAUGUGAAAUUAUGGCCAAACAUGCUCUUCUUACUGAAUUGGAAGACCAAAAGCUGAUUGAGCUGAAACUUGAGCAGAGAAUUCACUGGUUCAGCAAUCUGGAUAGCAGUUGGAGGAGUAAUGCAGUCAGCAAUGUUCGUGAGAGCCUGGCCUUUGUUAGGGAAUUGACUUGCAAGGUCCCAGCUAUACUUCGGAAAAUCCAACAGAAAUACAAGGACGAGCAAAAUCAAUCAACAGCACCCAGUGAGAGUGAACAGGAAGAAGGAAAGGAAAUGAGAAGGAAGCGGCUUAAACUAUAAAGGUAUUAGGACUGGUUGGUGCAAUGAGUUUGCACAGUACUCCCUAUACCCACCUCAAUUUGAGGACACUAAGAUUUCUGGCUGGAAAAUUAAGUUGAGAACUCUUCACAUUCCUAUGUAAAGCAACCAAUGGUCAAAAAAUUAUUAGAAUUUGACAUUUUAUUGGUCCUGUAGGAAGACCAGAAGGACAGCCUUCCAUUUCAAAUUGGGCAGCCAUAUUUAUGGGCGAUUUAUAUUACAGGGAGGUGAUGAGAUACAUUUGGAUCAGUACUAGGAAUAAUAUCCUGUAUCUACUCUGUAUGGUAAGCUGCUCUGGGCAUGUGACAGACUCGGAGGGUAUUAGCAAGUGUGUGAAUGGCAGAAAAUUUCCAAAACCUGUAUGGACAUCUUUCCCGUCAGCUGAACAUUUACAUAAAUAAAGAUAGAUACAGUGACUUGG